AUGGUGCAUUACGAGGACGUGAAGGUGACGUCGGGUCGGUCGACGAAGAAUGCAGCUGCGAGUCAGGCCUGUUUUCAACUCAUGAAAGCCACAUUUCAGCUUGGAAAUCUGCUCGGUGAAGUUGCACCUGAUUCCACGUCUGCAGUUGGUACGGCAUCGCCGACAGGACGACGAUCGCCGUCGUCACCACUGUCGGGAUCAGGUCCGUCGUCGCCGGCCAGAUCCCGACGGGGAUCGCCGUCGCACUUGGCGCCGCCGCCACCGACGCUAGUCCGGAGGUUCUCGUCCCCAAAUAAUGACUCAUUGAAUCAACAACAAUCCAAGCGACAUAGCUUCUCGUUCAACCAGCUCUUCCAACAUUCCAAGUCGACGAAUGGUGACGACCUCGAAAGCCAUGAGAUUAAUGUCGAGUCCGGAUGCGAGUACCUCGACGUCACGUGUCAGUACUUGAUGAAACUUUGGACGGCCGAGAAGGUUGCAACCGUGAACGAAGACGAAGUUCACAAGGCACUCGAGGGGUCAGUCACAGACAAUGAAUUUAUCCCUGAGCUCAUCGGGGAGUCGGAGAUUUUCGACCUUAACCUGAGGAAACACUUGAUUCGGGUUCUUCCUGCCCGGUGUCAAGGCUAUCCGUGGAAACUGAGCUUCAGCACUGCGAAGGACGGGUUUUCCUUGGCGAAUCUCUACAGGAGGAUGGAGAAUGUAGAAUCGUGCGUUCUGCUCAUCAUACAGGAUUCGCUGAACAAUGUCUUCGGAGCUUUGCUGUCACAUGCUCCGACGAUACAAGACCAUUCCUUCGGCACCGGCGAAAGCUUCCUAUUCACGUUUGCGCCUCCGCCGGAUGCGGAUGUAACGCCUUCCGCUCCGGUCGUCGUUGUGGAGUCUUGUUGCGUUGACGAAACUGCUGCUGCCGGUGCAGUAGAACCUAGCUCAGAGUCCGCCGCAGUGGUUGUUCAGAAUGCUGAAGGAAUUGUUGGACAACCGAAUGUCGCAGAAGUGCGUGAGGAAACGAGGGACAUUAUACCAUCGAAGGACCUUGGCUCGUCGAAGAUGGCGAUUCCGGGUGGGAAAGAUAGUGGAAAGUAUUUCAGGGCCUUCAAGUGGUCCGGAGCGAAUUCUUUCAUCAUCAGGUGUUAUCCUGAUUCCCUUGCUGUCGGGAUUGCAGAUGGACGUUUCGGGCUGCUGUUGGAUGGCGACCUGAACAAGGGCAGAACGGAUGAGUGUGCCACUUUCGAAAACAGCAUAUUAACAACGGACAAUGACUUCACUGUGCUGUCGCUGGAGUGCUGGUCCUUCGAUUAGUCGCGAACCUCGCAUAUGCAAAAUAGUUCUCAUCCCUUUCCUGAGCAGUCGAUUAUGUGACUUCGUCUCGUACGUGAACCUAUCGAUUAUAUUCACUGAUAUGCAUGGUUUUCUUUUUCAUCGCCACGCUCGUUUUUUCCCUGGCGAUUUUACCUCUCCUGAUGGUUGCAUGUUAUUUGUGUUUUUGAAGCGCAGAAGUUGGAGUGUAAGGUUCGGGAACUGUAUUAGAAUUUUCGGUUUGUGUGAUUUUUUUAUCUUCUGUGGAUAGUAAAUUUGGCUGCAUUAUACUUCCAUUGCUUGUGCUGUGGAAUAGGUCAGACAUUUUUUUAAUCGUUCGUCAAUGCCGUGUUGAUUUUUCAGGUUAUGCGCUGGGAUUGUUUCUGGUGUUUAAUUUUUUUUGUUCGUGUCCUAGCUUAGGUAGACUUCGCUUUGCAGCGUUUGCGACAACAGACUAUAGAAUCCCUACUGAUUUUCUGCGGCAAAAUGCUGCAGAAGAGUAUAUGCCAACUUUUAAGUUUGAUCAAGCUGAGACGCAAAUAUUUUCCGAAUCUGAU
Notodromas monacha is the source of this 1856-nucleotide messenger RNA. The record is from the annotation of a GenBank genome assembly. NCBI's taxonomy places the organism in Eukaryota, Metazoa, Arthropoda, Ostracoda, Podocopida, Cyprididae.